Molecule: messenger RNA, 1299 nt
Organism: Aureobasidium melanogenum CBS 110374
Lineage: Eukaryota; Fungi; Ascomycota; Dothideomycetes; Dothideales; Saccotheciaceae
Exons: 3
Coding region: 1-1299 (432 amino acids)
Source: RefSeq, a predicted model, not a curated record
AUGGAACAUCUCUAUGAGGCCCACGGCUUCAAAACCACGGUCCUGCACAGACAGUAUGGAUACUUCAAACACAGGCCUGGUGAGACCUUGAUUGGGACACGAGUCAAACUCAUGACGCUCAAGCCAGGUGAUUUCGCGUCAAAAUCGAAUCAUGAGCAGGGUGGUUGGGACUCGCUCGAUACACCAGACGAUAUCUCGACUGAGAAGUAUCUGAAAUAUCACCUCGAGGAAAAGCUGCGUUCGUCGCCCGCGGGUGAUUCUCUACAGAUCUGCUUCCUAAUCUUGGACUUCGGAAAAACCCAGCACCAGCUCUCCUUCUGGCACGGUGCCAUAGAAACGUUCCUGCUCUGUCAAAGAGAUCUAUAUCUAGCACCUGCCAGGGUUAUUAUUCAAUGUAUAGAGUCAGCUUGGGACUUGAACAGCACCAAGUCCCCUGUGCCUCCACAGCUAACCAGCGAUCAACUACCAUCAAAGGAGUCACCCAAAAGCAUCGGCAUUCUUUCUAACGAUACCGAGAAGACAUACAGUCUACAUUGGCAAAAGGAGCUCUUGGAUUAUAGAAACGAUCUAUAUGUAUACGUGUGGCAACCCCAUCUGGAACGGACACCGAGUGCCAGAUACAACUCAGCAACAUCGACUGCCAAAUACAACUCAGCAACAGUCGUCAUACCGCCCCUAAGCCUAAUCGGCGCAUCGUCUGCACAUCGACUUCUCGUAAUCGCUGACCCGCCCUGUCUCAUGUCACGAUUCCUGAGGACUGAGACCGCGUUCGUUAGAAGCACUCAAACACAACAUACUUGGAACGCAACUCACGAGAAGCUUCGAAUCCUUGCUAUACUCCUCAAAUGGGUGGUUGAGGACUCUUCUAACCUUGUUGAUGACAUGACUUCCAAGGCAAGGGAGAUGACUUAUAGAGGCCGACGCAUGCCUACCAGGAGUAAGAUACAAUAUCUCAUUCAUCUGGACGAUUGCCGCCGCCUCGCAAUAUCGGACUUGAAGCACGGCAAGACUGUCGUCGACGAAGCUCAAACGACUAUGGAGAUGGUUGACUUCUGCUGCAAGAAGAAAGGCGGGCUAGACGAGGCCAUGGCAAUCAAGGCCUUCUCGAGCUUCCACGAAGACUUCGAUUUUCUGAUCAUGAAGUUUGAGGCAUUGAAGACGACCCUAGCAACCGCAAGAGAGCAAAUCAACGAACAGAUCAGCCUCUCUCAGGACGAAAGAGCCCUGAUUCUCACCAUUGCCGCCGCUUUCUUCAUACCACUGUCUUUUAUCGCGGUAAGUUCAACAGACUCUUGUUGA